Benincasa hispida (wax gourd) is the source of this 691-nucleotide messenger RNA. Its product is annotated as VQ motif-containing protein 8, chloroplastic. Gene Ontology annotation, cellular component: nucleus. The record is from RefSeq and is a predicted model, not a curated record. Lineage: Eukaryota; Viridiplantae; Streptophyta; Magnoliopsida; Cucurbitales; Cucurbitaceae.
UUUCCCUCUUUUAAUUUUAAUUAACUUCACUUCCAAUUAAAUUACCAAUCUCAAAAUCCUCUUUUAAUUGCUAGUUAAUUCCUCCACCAUGAGCCCACCUAAAUCCUGUGAAAUCAAUGGCCCUCGCCCCUCCCCUCUCUUAAUCCACAAAGAUUCUCGUUUUAUUCGUAAGCCUCAGCUCCGGCAGCCGGUCAUCAUUUACACCCAUUCCCCCAAAAUCAUCCAUACCCAGCCUAAGGAUUUCAUGGCCUUGGUUCAACGCCUCACCGGCUUCAACCCACCGCCGCCCCCGCCGCCGUCUAAUGCCUUGUCGUUAUCGUUUUCAGAGAGAAAUUUUAACGACAAUGAUUCUUCGUCGGGUCUGACGACGGAGGAGGAGAUCAAUGAAUGUGGGGAUCAGAAACAGAGUGUGGUUUUGAAACAAUUAGUGCAGAGGCAGAGUAAUUCUUCCCUUCUUAGAUAUUCUUCUGAUGUUACGACGCCGUUUUCCUCCCCUGCUUUGAUUAAUUCCUUGUCCCCUUCUUUCAUGGAGUUUCUUAAAGCCCUCCCUGAAUUUUAAAUCAUCUUCAUUUCCAACCGUUUUUUCUUUUCUGGGAAUUUAAUCUUAUUCCUUCUUCUCUGUUCUUUACAUCAUUCUUAGUGUAUUCUACUUCCGUUCGAAAUUACAGAUUGUAUAAUUUGUGAAUUACUU